This is a messenger RNA of Aethalodelphis obliquidens (Pacific white-sided dolphin), 1003 nucleotides long. RefSeq names its product GLI pathogenesis related 2 (gene GLIPR2). Bases 94 to 558 code for a protein of 154 amino acids. Gene Ontology annotation, cellular component: extracellular region. The transcript is spliced from 5 exons. The record is from RefSeq and is a predicted model, not a curated record. Lineage: Eukaryota; Metazoa; Chordata; Mammalia; Artiodactyla; Delphinidae.
CGCCCGGCCUCCUCCUCGGCUCUCGGAGCGGCGCGGAGCCGGCAGGGAGCGCAGCGCAGCGCAGCGGGAGCCGAAGAGCGCGCGGAGCCUGCCAUGGGCAAAUCAGCUUCCAAGCAGUUUAAUGACGAGGUCCUGAAGGCCCACAAUGAGUACCGGAAGCAGCAUGGCGUCGCCCCGCUGAAGCUCUGCAAGAAGCUCAACCGGGAGGCUCAGCAGUAUUCAGAGGCCCUGGCCAGCACGAGGAUCCUCAAGCACAGCCCGGAGUCCAGUCGUGGCCAGUGCGGGGAGAACCUGGCGUGGGCAUCCUACGAUCAGACAGGAAAGGAGGUGGCUGAUAGAUGGUACAGUGAAAUAAAGAACUACAACUUUCAGCAGCCUGGCUUCACUUCCGGGACAGGACAUUUCACUGCCAUGGUAUGGAAGAAUACAAAGAAGAUGGGAGUGGGGAAGGCAUCUGCAGGUGAUGGGUCCUCCUUCGUGGUGGCUAGAUACUUCCCAGCAGGGAAUGUCGUCAACCAGGGCUUCUUUGAAGAAAAUGUCCUGCCUCCAAAGAAGUAAUUUGGCCAAUGUAACGGGCAGGUGGCAGACGUAAGAACUUGGAUUUGUAGUGCCUAGAACAACAAAAACUCAGCUGUGUGUCUGUCCCUGUGGGUGUAUGUGCUUGCUCGUGUGAUGCUGUGAGUCUCUUGAGCGCACACUCGGUUUUACAGUUCUGCAUGAAUUCAUUCUUACCAAAGAAAUGAGCAUAUGAAGCCUUUACCUUGAUGGUUCCCUAGACUACAAUUAUUUGGACUUUGGGGGGGGGAAUCAAUUUUUAAACUUUAAAAAAUUUUUUUAAGCAAACUCCUUUUGUACCUUUCUUACUUAUAAUAUCCAUCCCUGGACUUUCUGUAUUCCAAAUGUUUGUGAUGCUGAGAAAAUGAAGUUCAUUUUAUGUGACCUUCAUGCAUUGUAAUCUACUUUUGGUAGAUAUUUAAGAAUAUUAAACCCUCAUUAAAUGUGA